UGCUUUCUCGAGCCAGGGAACGGCUCCUUGACGCCCACGGGGAAGGGAGAUGGACAACCUGUGGUGGUCGUCCACCAGCCCUCGCUGCCUCCACAGUGCGGGAUUACAGGCAGCCACCAUCACCACGACCACCAUCACCACCACCCGUCUGGUCGCGCUGUCAUUGCCCCCUAGACGGUGCGAUGCUGCGAUGACGCUUCGUGGUGUAAUCGAGCACCCCUCCUCCACACCCCGCAUCCACCUCGCCUCCACCCACCCACUCGUCCUGCCUCGCUGCAAACCUCCACCGCGUGUCUCACGCCCACGACUCGUGACCACCUCCUCCCACGCACACACAGCCGGGAGAGCGAAGCUAAGGCUAGGACUGGGGGUGGAACUGCGUAGACGGGGUGGGUGUGGAGCUACCCCCCCCCCCUCCCCCGUAUAAAACGUGGAGGGAUUCCACUUCAUUGUCAAAUCCUCUUCCUCUCGGACGUCCAAGCCCACCGGGAGCUCGCAGUGUCACUCCUGGGCCACCUCCAGCCUCGCCCGCUCCCGCCGCCAUGGGCCAGUGGACCUUCGAGCUGUGCGGCUGCUUCGAGAACUGCAGCCUGUGCCUGCUCACGUGGCUGGCCCCGUGCGUGACGGCCGGACACAACGCCGAGGACACGGGCCAGGGCAGCUUCAUCGCCUGCUGCGUUGUCUAUCCCUUUGCUGGGUGGUGGUUCACCGCUCAGAGCCGCAAGAAGACGCGGGAGAUGCGCGGGAUCGAUGGCUCGUUCGGCCAGGACCUGCUGCUCGCCUGCUUCCUGCCGUGGUGCACGAUGGUCCAGAUCGCGCGGGAGCUCAGAGACGCCCCGGCUCCACAAACCAUGCAGAGGUCGUAGACACCCAGCAGCACCGGCGCCCUGCAUCAACACCCUGGAGCCAGCCAAGAGCACCCAGCAUCAUCUCACUCCCAACAUCAUCUCACUCCCAACAUCAUCUCACUCCCAACAUAAUCUCUAUCCCAGCAUCAUCUCACUCCCAACAUCAUCUCACUCCCAACAUCAUCUCACUCCCAACAUCUCACUCCCAACAUCAUCUCACACUCCCAACAUCAUCUCACUCCCAGCAUCAUCUCACUCCCAGCAUCAUCUCACUCCCAACAUCAUCUCACUCCCAACAUAAUCUCUAUCCUAGCAUCAUCUCACUCCCAACAUCAUCUCACUCCCAGCAUCAUCUCACUCCCAACAUCAUCUCACUCCCAGCAUCAUCUCACUCCCAACAUCAUCUCACUCCCAACAUCAUCUCACUCCCAACAUCAUCUCACUCCCAGCAUCAUCUCACUCCCAACAUCAUCUCACUCCCAACAUCAUCUUACUCCCAACAUCAUCUCACACUCCCAACAUCAUCUCACUCCCAGCAUCAUCUCACUCCCAACAUCAUCUCACUCCCAACAUAAUCUCUAUCCUAGCAUCAUCUCACUCCCAACAUCAUCUCACUCCCAGCAUCAUCUCACUCCCAACAUCAUCUCACUCCCAACAUCAUCUCACUCUCAGCAUCAUCUCACUCCCAACAUCAUCUCACUCCCAACAUCAUCUCACUCCCAACAUCAUCUCACUCCCAGCAUCAUCUCACUCCCAACAUCAUCUCACUCCCAACAUCAUCUCACUCCCAACAUCAUCUCACUCCCAGUAUCAUCUCACUCCCAACAUCAUCUCUAUCCCAGCACCCGCCAGCACUUAACAGUCUGGAUCAUUUCACCCCCUACAUCUCACUCCCAGCAUUACCUUACCCGCCGAGAUCCUGGGUUCAAUCCGGGAUGUCAGCGCCCCUCCCAAGUGCACUCACUGCGUUGAACUUCUCUCGCACCGCACGCAGCCACCCGUGCGGGGGAAGGACAGCAAACGAAGCAAACUAAACAGAUUUAAUGGGGUUCUCAAUUAAAGUAAGCUGAUGGUGUAUAUAUAUAAUUAUACCUCAAUUACAGUACAUAUAUAUGAUAAUUGCAGUCUAUAUAACGUAUGUCAUCUUGAUUGACGUGUGACGAGCGAUCUCAUCGUAGAGUGUGGCGAAUUCUGCCUCUGGUCGUGUCAAGAGUAAAAUGCUACUUGCAGAUUUUUUUUCGUGGGGAGGGGGGGCGCUGCUCUGUGAGAUUUCCAGAUGGAAUCCUCAUCACAUCUGGGUGCCGAUCACGCGGUGCUCACGAACUGUGCCAAUAAAACACUGCCUGUGGCUCAUGGUUGCCUCAUGUUCGUUAUUUGUGCACGCCUUGAGAUGGUCGCGGAAUGUGCUGUUAGCGAGGAGCACCUUUGAAUGCCGACACGGAACACGUAGGGA
Molecule: messenger RNA, 2301 nt
Organism: Petromyzon marinus (sea lamprey)
Lineage: Eukaryota; Metazoa; Chordata; Hyperoartia; Petromyzontiformes; Petromyzontidae
Source: RefSeq, a predicted model, not a curated record